UAAGCUAACGUCAGACAACAAAAACAAGACAUUUUAUAACUAUUGUCCUUAAAUUAUAUUUCAACAUAGUCACUAUCGCCAGAGAGGGAUAAAAGGAUAACUUAUCUGACGCUGCCUGUACAAUGUUAGAACCUGUGAUGCAUAUUCUCAAACAAAAAAAUAUUAUACUGGCCAGUGGGUCUCCAAGGAGAAAAGAACUAAUUGAAAACAUUGGCCUUAAAGUCAGUUUGUGUCCAUCACUUUUUGAGGAAAAUUUGGACCCGAAAAGCUUUGCCACUUUUUCAGAGUUUGUUGAGGAAACGGCCUUGCAGAAAGUGCUUGAAGUUGACGAUAGACUGAAUAAUCAGUCUCACAAACCUGAUGUCGUUAUUGGUGCUGAUACGAUGGUCACCUUAGAUGGUGAAAUGUUUGGUAAACCAACAUCAGAGCGGGAAGCAUUUCAGAUGUUAAAACGACUAUCUGGUAGAACACACACUGUUUACACUGGAGUUGUUGUUAAAUCUUUUGACGAAAUAGUUAAAUUUACUGAAAAGACCAAUGUUGUGUUUGGAGAAAUUGAUGAUGAGCAGAUACAAGGCUACAUAGCUACAGGAGAACCUAUGGACAAAGCAGGUGGUUACGGAAUACAAGGAGUUGGAGGGACAUUUGUUGAGAGAGUGGAAGGAGAUUAUUUCACAGUUGUAGGACUGCCGCUGUAUAGAUUAUGUUCAGUCUUAUAUAAUAUGUUCAAACACCAAAAAAGUAACUAAAAGAGUGGUGUAAAAUAUCAAACUAGUCAAUCAUAAAUAUUUAAAUAUUCCCUGUUACUGAAAUCUGUGCGACAGACAGUCCCCUAUGCAGAGUGAGCAUUGAA
Messenger RNA from Papilio polytes (common Mormon), 853 nucleotides. RefSeq names its product septum formation protein Maf. Gene Ontology annotation, molecular function: nucleoside triphosphate diphosphatase activity. The coding region runs from base 123 to 749 and encodes 208 amino acids. The record is from RefSeq and is a predicted model, not a curated record. The transcript has 5 exons. NCBI's taxonomy places the organism in Eukaryota, Metazoa, Arthropoda, Insecta, Lepidoptera, Papilionidae.